AUGCCACGUGAGAGGUCCCAUCACCAGCGCCUAAUCCCCAGCCCGAGGCCCGACGACACAGGCUUCCCCGAGACGUCCUGUGCAACCCUUGGUCUGCCCAGCGGAGGUUCUCACUACGUUAUGGCCGAUUACUCCCUCGGCCCGGCGUCUUUGGCAUCAUCGGACCCCUCGGACCACUACGACGACGACGGAAUCGAGUUCGUGCCAGAGGGAACCGACUCGGACGACGACCUCGCCCUACCAGACCCGGACUCCGAUUCCGAGAGCGAAGGAGGCUUGUUCGUCCCGGAGCUUGAUCAUCGUAACCUCUCCCCUGCCUCGGCCAUCACCCUCUCGCCCUUGGUCUCCGAAGCAGACCACGGCCACCACCGAGACCGUCAACAGAACCCCCCCGACCUACCUUUCCCCAUCGACCUGGAGGCCGACCCGAGCGAGCCAUCGGAGCAGUCGGAUAUCAACCUCAUCUCCAGCGACAGCGAGCAGGACUCGGAACGUGACGAGUUCCUGUCCCCUGCGCCCCAACCCGAUCCGCGCGGGUUCCCCUGGGGUCCCCUUGACGCAUUCGCCCUCAUCCGCGACGAUCUCCAGUACGAGACGGACGACCUGUACGACACAGACGAGUUGGACGCCGAGGACGAGGAAGACGAAGCAGGACUGGAAGGCUUUGACUUCGGAUUGGACGGUAUUCUACUAGACCCCUUCGAGCAUCUCAGCGGCGGCCUCGACGGCUUGGGCCGCGACGACAAUUUACAUCUACCAGCACCCUUGGGGCUGCACCACCUGAAUCAUAUCCACCACCCGAGACUACCGGCCAUACACCCGCACUCCCCCAGAGGGCCUGGCGUCCAUCCUCUGCACCAGUUGAUACCCCAACUUAACUUUCUUCCGCCUCACCUCCACGACCACCUUGGACGCGGUAGUGCGCUUGCAGCAUCUCCCAGGGACGACAUGGCGAGCCGGCCGAGGAACGGUGGCCACGCCCAACAGCGCGAUGAGCUUGUUGGCGUCGAGCUGGCACGAGAAGGCGGCGCAGGCGCGCAUCGCGGGACCCUCGGGGCUCCCGAGGGUCGAAACAACCAGCAGCCGUUUGUGAUCGACCUGACGGGUGACGAUGAUGCUGUCGAAGUGCUGGGGUCGCAAAACGCGCGAAGACAGCAGUCGCAGCGCCGGGAAACCGCCCCACGCUUGAACCGGAGCGAUAGCAACUACAUCGGCCACCAAGCUCCCGUAAUUGACAUCAGCUCGGACUCCGAGGCAGAAGACGACGUCCUGGUCCAACGCGUCAACGCCAGGCAUCCCCAUCACCACCGGCGCCAUCAUCACCAUGCCCCGGGACCGGGCGCGGGGGCGGGGCCCCAUCAUCAUCAUCACCACCAUCACCAUCACCACCGGCCGGCAGCAAUGGACCGUAGAUCGCCGCGUCGCCUGCCUAACAUUAACAACGCGAGGGCAGCUGCUGGCGAAAACCGCGGCCUGUUGAACUUUGUUGGCAACGUGAUCCACGGCAUGGUCAAUAGAGGUAACCGAGGCCGGGAUGAUGACGCUCCCAUACUUGGUGGUCCCGGAGGGGGACCGUUCCCUCAGAUCCAUCUGAACUAUGUCGCCCACCCCUUUCACGGCGGCGCGCCGGGCCCUCAGAAACCUCCCCACGUACCACCCCCCAAGCCCCGAGAUGGCUUCACAAGGGAUACUGGCGAGGAGCAGGUGUUGGUGUGUCCGAGCUGUGAUGACGAGCUGGCCUACGAUCCUGACGACUCGGAUGACAACGGUCCCCCUACCAAGAAGCCAAGGACCAAGAAGGACAAGGCCGAACAUCACUUCUGGGCAGUCAAAGACUGCGGCCAUGUCUUCUGCAAGAAAUGCUACGACAAUCGCAAGCCCGCCGCCAAGAACCCGGUCAUGACCGGCUUCAAGCCCGACCCCCUGAAUCACAAAAAGAUGAUCUGUGCUGUGGAUGGCUGCACUUCCGACGUCAGCAACAAGACGGCCUGGGUCGGCAUCUUCUUGUGA
Messenger RNA from Neoarthrinium moseri, 2010 nucleotides. RefSeq lists its product as uncharacterized. Gene Ontology annotation, molecular function: ubiquitin-protein transferase activity. Gene Ontology annotation, cellular component: SUMO-targeted ubiquitin ligase complex. Bases 1 to 2010 code for a protein of 669 amino acids. NCBI's taxonomy places the organism in Eukaryota, Fungi, Ascomycota, Sordariomycetes, Amphisphaeriales, Apiosporaceae. The record is from RefSeq and is a predicted model, not a curated record. The transcript has 3 exons.